Molecule: messenger RNA, 821 nt
Organism: Limanda limanda (common dab)
Lineage: Eukaryota; Metazoa; Chordata; Actinopteri; Pleuronectiformes; Pleuronectidae
Product: interferon regulatory factor 1-like
Exons: 8
Coding region: 1-747 (248 amino acids)
Biological process (GO): immune system process; regulation of transcription by RNA polymerase II
Cellular component (GO): nucleus
Molecular function (GO): DNA-binding transcription factor activity, RNA polymerase II-specific; RNA polymerase II cis-regulatory region sequence-specific DNA binding
Source: RefSeq, a predicted model, not a curated record
AUGCCUGUCGAGAGGAUGAGGAUGAGGCCGUGGCUGGAGAACAUGAUCAAGUCCAACACCGUCUCAGGGCUGAACUGGGUUGACAAGGACCAGAAGAUGUUCUGCAUUCCCUGGAAGCACGCGGCUCUGCACGGCUGGGAGAUGGACAAGGACGCCUCUCUGUUCAAAAUGUGGGCCAUCCACACCGGGAAGUACACUCAUGGCCAGGACCCCGACCCAAAGACGUGGAAAGCCAACUUCCGCAACGCCAUGAACUCGCUGCCUGACAUUGAGAAGGUGAAAGACAAGAGCAUCCACAAGGGCCAACAAGCCGUGCGCGUCUUCAGAAUGCUGCCUGUCACCCCGAAGUCUGGAGAUAAACACAGAAAAGCAAAGGACAAAAAGCAGAAGAGGAAGGUGGUCAAGACAGAGGACGACACAGACUACAGCGAUACUCUGUCACCCAUUGAUGUGUCAAUGAUGGAGGAGUCCACCCAGGAGAACACGGUCGACAGUACAGUGAAGACAGAGCAGCAAGUUUGUGGAUCGGACCAUUUGGUCCCCGACUGGGCUCUCUCACUCGAGGUCGAGACAGAUAACUAUUCAAGCAACUUUUGCCAGAGAUUUCAAGUUUCACCCGACCACAGCCCCGAUUACAACUAUUCCCAGGACAUUAUUGAGAUUUGCAAGCAACUGGAGAGAGACUCACACUUUUUGCCGAGCAGUUUCGACGUCAUGAGGUUCCUGAACAAUGAAGUAUGCAAUUAGCUUGCAACCAACGAACCAACUAUCUAACCAACCUAACGUCCAACCAGCCAAAUGCCAACCAACAAACAAACCAU